AAAGUAUUUAGUUAUCGACAAUAAUCGUAAUAUCAAUUGUCUACAAUUCUUACCAUCCUGUUCAGUAAUUUUCCAUUUCGUAAUUGAUGCACGAGGUCAUUCACUGGGUCCCACACUCCACUUCUACAAUUCGUGAUAUUUAUUGAGUGCGUCGGCUGGUGAGACAUGCAGCAUUGCCUCUUCCUCAGUAAAAAGAAAAGAAAAUGGAAACAGCUGAGCUGAUACUUAUCCCGUUGCCGGAGACCGGCCACCUCCUGUCGUCGAUCGAGUUCGGGAAGCGUCUGAUGGAUCUGGACCGCCGGAUCUGCGCCAUCACCAUCCUCUCCAUGAAGCUCCCUUACGCUCCUCACGCCUACGCUUCCAUGGCGGCUCUCACUGCCUCAGAGCCUCGCAUUCGACUCAUCAGCUUGCCUGAGAUUCACGACCCGCCUCCAAUUAAGCUUCUCGAAACUUCCUCCGAAGCUUACAUCUACGACUUCAUUCAGAAAAACAUACCCUCUCUCAGAAAAACCCUCACAGAUUUAGUUGUCUCCCCACAAGACUCGGUUCGUGUCGCCGGUCUGGUUCUCGACUUUUUCUGCGUCAGCGUCUUCGACAUAGCUCGCGAGGUAAACCUCCCCUCCUAUAUUUUCUUGACGUCCAACUUCGGUUUCUUGGGUUUUAUGCAGCACCUCCCUAAACGACACCGUGUUACGCCGUCCGAGUUCGCCGAUGACUCGCGCGAAGACGAGUUACUGAUUCCGAGUUUCGAGAAUCGAGUUCCGGCUAAGGUUCUUCCCGCCGGUGUCUUCGACAGACGCUCCUACGAAGCUCUUGUCGAGCUCGGAGAGAAGUUCCCCGGAGCCAAGGGUAUUUUGGUUAAUUCAUUCUCCGAGCUCGAGCCACAUGCGGUGGAGUACUUUUCUCGUGGACGAGAUUACCCUCCUGUGUAUCCUAUUGGGCCGAUCCUCAACAUCAAAAAUCGUCCGAAUCCGGGUCUAACGACGGCCCAACACGAAGAGAUAAUGAGAUGGCUUGAUGAUCAACCGGAAUCCUCGGUUCUGUUCCUCUGCUUCGGGAGUAUGGGAGUGUUCGGUACACCGCAGAUCAGGGAGAUAGCCCACGCGCUUGAACUGAGCGGGUUCAGGUUCAUAUGGGCGAUCCGUACACACUUGACGGAAAGCAGCGAUCCCCACGAGGCGUUGCCGGAGGGCUUCAUGGGCCGAGGGAUUGUAUGCAGUUGGGCCCCACAGGUUGAGAUUUUAGCCCACAAGGCGACGGGAGGGUUUGUGUCCCACUGCGGGUGGAAUUCCAUACAGGAGAGCCUAUGGUACGGUGUUCCCAUCGCCACGUGGCCGAUGUACGCGGAGCAACAGCUGAACGCGUUCGAGAUGGUGAGGGAGCUGGGCCUGGCCGUGGAGAUAAGGCUUGAUUACGUGGCAGACGGUGAUAGGGUGUCGCCGGAUAUGGUCACCGCCGAUGAGAUCGUGAGAGCCGUCCGAUCUUUGAUGGACGGUGAUAACCCUGUGAGGAAGAAAGUCGGUGAGAUUUCGAAGGCGGCGAGAAGAGCUGUAUCGGACGGUGGAUCUUCGUCGGCUGCGACCGGUGAUUUUAUCCGGGACAUACUGGGCGACGGACUCUGAAUAAUAAUAUAACGAUUUGGCUUUUUUUUAAUCUUGAUAAAUUAAUAUAUGCUGUCUUUUUUACCUUAAUAUAAUGUAAAGUUGAGAUUUCCAUCGAAUAAUUUCGGGACACUUUUGUAAUUUACGCAGUUAUAAAUCACAUCAAACGUUGUCUUGUUCA
Molecule: messenger RNA, 1782 nt
Organism: Tarenaya hassleriana
Lineage: Eukaryota; Viridiplantae; Streptophyta; Magnoliopsida; Brassicales; Cleomaceae
Product: UDP-glycosyltransferase 71C5
Exons: 1
Coding region: 204-1622 (472 amino acids)
Molecular function (GO): UDP-glycosyltransferase activity
Source: RefSeq, a predicted model, not a curated record